Messenger RNA from Uncinocarpus reesii 1704, 753 nucleotides. RefSeq lists its product as uncharacterized. The record is from RefSeq and is a predicted model, not a curated record. The transcript has a single exon. Lineage: Eukaryota; Fungi; Ascomycota; Eurotiomycetes; Onygenales; Onygenaceae. Bases 1 to 753 code for a protein of 250 amino acids.
AUGGUCAAGGUCAGCUCCUAUAAGCCUCAGCUUGGCUCCUCUGAAAAACAUCCUUUGUGGCACUCGAGAAUUUCGUAUAUGCCUCCAACUAGACUAAAACAAAAUGUUGUUGCGCCAAAAGAAAGGUCGAACCGGUCGCAUGUCGAAAACGACUCACCCGAGAAGCAAGCUAGGAGGUACUCAUUCAAACGUAUGCCUCCUCGUAAACGCCGAUUGAGCGUCGGUGUUGAUGGCGAUUUCGUGAUUGAAGAUAUCUCCCACCAAGAUUCUGGGUACGAUGGUGACCUUGAGGUUAUCUGGCCGUAUCAAUAUGAGGAUGCUGAAACGGAUGCUACUACAAAGCAACCCUCCGAUGCUAAGAGGACCGGCCCAAGGCAGCCAAAACGGGAUGAGCUAUCUCGCAGUGGAUUGAUCGACUGGAUGGACUCCUUACACUGUGAUUCCGAUAAGGACACUCUUCGUCCCAAGAGAUGCCUUAAAAGGAAAUUGAGGCCUUCACUAGAGAAUCUACAUAGGAGAUCAUCUUCUUUGCGUUCCAUCCAUCAAGGAUCGGAUCUUAAAGAGAGCGGAAAAUCUUCCUCUACGCCUAAGAAGCCCAGACAAGACCGUCAAGAGAGCUCCCAAGGGCAGGAUGAUAGACCUGCAGGUAUUGGAUCCGCCCCGGUGAAAGGCCAGGCGUGCUCAGCUGGGCUAUCUGCUGAUCUGACUUUCGAAUCGAGUACGGCCACACCCGACUCUAUGGACCUGGACUGA